AUGUGGGGGAGCGGUUGGUCUGUCGACCCGGGGGGUCUGAGGGGCGGCUGGUCAUGGGCUGCGCAGGCUUCGGGGCCAGAGACGUGUGCGGAGCCCUCAGGGGACGGCCCUGACUCCCGCAGCCAGGCUGCAGAAAUCAGCCAUGAUACCAAGAAAUUCCGGUUUGAGCUACCUUCACCAGAUCAUAUAUUAGGAUUACCUGUAGGCCAACAUGUUUACCUUUCUGCAAAAAUCAAUGGUAAUCUGGUGAUUCGAGCCUAUACCCCAGUUUCCAGUGACGAGACCAAAGGUUAUGUUGAUUUAAUUAUAAAGGUCUACCACAAAAAUGUGAAUCCCAAGUUUCCAGACGGUGGGAAGAUGUCCCAGUACCUAGAUGACAUGAAGAUUGGAGAUAUUAUUGACUUCAGAGGGCCAAAUGGGCUCCUUGUCUAUAAGGGGGCAGGUACCUUUCUUAUCAAGCCUCAUAAGAAGUCUGAAGCAGAGAAAAAGUUUGCAAAGCAUCUUGGGAUGAUAGCUGGAGGAACAGGAAUAACUCCCAUGUUGCAGCUGAUCCGCCGAAUCACAAAUGAUCCUAAGGACUCCACAAAAUGUUACCUUCUUUUUGCUAAUCAGACAGAGAAAGAUAUAUUACUGAGAGCUGAGCUGGAAGACAUUGCGAAGAGGCAUCCUGAUCAGUUCACGCUUUGGUAUACACUGGACAGACCUCCACAAGAUUGGAAGUACAGUUCUGGCUUCGUCACUGCAGACAUGAUUAAAACCCACCUCCCUUCCCCGGGCAGUGAGACGCUCAUUCUCAUGUGUGGGCCACCACCUAUGAUUCAGUUUGCCUGUCAGCCCAGCCUGGACAAACUUGGCUAUCCCAAGAGCAGUACAUUUUCUUAUUAACACUGAUGUCAUCUGAUACCUUUUUGUAAACAGUGGAGACUGUGGACCUGAAUCUGUUCCCGAAGAAAGCGGUGAAAGGUCAUCCGACAGUACUGUACCGUCCACGUUCUCUGUUUCUCCUGGGUCAGGAACAGUAA
Molecule: messenger RNA, 1022 nt
Organism: Nipponia nippon (crested ibis)
Lineage: Eukaryota; Metazoa; Chordata; Aves; Pelecaniformes; Threskiornithidae
Source: RefSeq, a predicted model, not a curated record